Diaporthe amygdali is the source of this 2769-nucleotide messenger RNA. RefSeq lists its product as uncharacterized. The record is from RefSeq and is a predicted model, not a curated record. Gene Ontology annotation, cellular component: PAS complex; endosome membrane; fungal-type vacuole membrane. Lineage: Eukaryota; Fungi; Ascomycota; Sordariomycetes; Diaporthales; Diaporthaceae. Bases 1 to 2769 code for a protein of 922 amino acids. The transcript has 6 exons. Gene Ontology annotation, biological process: phosphatidylinositol biosynthetic process; positive regulation of kinase activity.
AUGGAUCCAAACGUCCAGCGUGCCCUAAACGACAAGCUCUACGACAAGCGGAAGGUCGGCGCUCUCGAGCUCGAACGCGUCAUUCGUGAGCUAGUCGCGGCCAAGGACUAUUCUAGAGUCACCGCUGUUCUUGACCAGCUUUGUAACGAGUAUGCCUAUGCGGUUCACCAGCCUCAUGCCCGUAACGGCGGUCUGAUUGGCCUGGCAGCCGCUGCCAUCGCUCUUGGCCCGGAGCUCCCACGCUAUCUCGAGGUCAUUGUCCCGCCCGUGUUGGCUUGCUUCACCGACCAGGACGCACGAGUUAGGUACUAUGCAUGCGAGGCCAUGUACAACAUUGCCAAGGUCGCCAAGGGAGAAAUACUCAAGUACUUCAACCACAUAUUUGACGCCCUGUGCAAGCUAGGCGCCGACUCGGAGUUGUCCGUCAAGAACGGUGCAGAGCUGCUAGACCGGCUCAUCAAGGACAUCGUCUCAGAGUCUGCCGCGACCUAUGUCAGCGUGCUCGAGCUCCCAAACACAAGGGGCGACGGUCUUGAUGACGAGAUCAACAACGAUAAGGACAUUGUUGAGGAGCCACCAGAUCUUCCUACUGCCUUCUCCUUGAAGCAAUUCAUUCCACUGCUCAAGGAUCGUAGCUACACCAUCAACCCCUUUACCCGCACCUUCCUUGUUGGCUGGAUCACCCUCCUCGAUUCGAUCCCAGACCUCGAGUUGGUUACAUAUUUGCCCGAAUUUCUCGGGAGCCUGCUCAAGUUCCUGAGCGAUCCGAACCGGGACGUGCACCAGGCGACCCAGGCUUGCCUCGACAAGUUUCUAAAUGAGAUCAAACGUAUAGCUCGGAUAAAGAAGGGCAUCGCCGAGAGCAAGAAGUCAAAGGGGGACGGCAAGAGGAAGCGUGAAGAAUCCAUCGACAGCGGUAGCGUCCAGGCUGGCCUUGAGGAGGGCGACGAGGUUGCUUCGACCUUGGCCGCCGAAGAGGACGAGACCAGCAGCGAGGAUGACUGGGUCCCAGGGCAGGACGUGCAGGUCAAUUACAAGGCCGUCCUCGAAAUACUGACCAACUUUCUAGACCAGUCCAAUACGACAGCAGCCCCGAAGCCGGGCGAGCGCGCCGUAUUGGCAGUCACAACGGACGAGGAUGGCUUGCUUGAGUCCUUGAAAUGGAUCGUCGAAUUCCUGGAUAUCUGCCCCGAGGAAGUCCUGCCUUUCACACCAAAGAUACUGGCCCAUUUGCUCCCCGCAAUGGCCAGUGGCGUUGAAUCAAUCCGUCUGGCAGCUGCAAGGGUCAACAAUGCACUAAUGAACUAUGUCGUUUCGCUUUCAGAUGAGCCAGAGCUAUUUCUAUCGCACCAUCCAUCAAGAGCCGCGGUCGCGGCUGAGCAUCAGGAUGGGGCAUCUAGCAACCGGGCAUCCCUAUCCAAUUCUCGGGAACUCGAUACUCGGAGCCCCACACCGAACUUGAAGCAGGGGCAGUCACCCGCCGACGGAACACCGAGGGGACCAACGCCUGCUCCCUCAAACCAUCCACAGGCGGACCUGGACUACGCAGCGGCUGUUAAUUCUUUGACCUUGCUAUUUCUGAACGAUCACGAGGCCACCCGCGUUGCGGCCCUGACAUGGCUGAUUAUGCUUCACAGGAAGGCGCCGCGAAAGGUUCUCGCCUUCAACGAUGGAACCUUUCCUGCGCUGCUGAAGACACUCUCCGAUCCAGCCGAGGCAGUGGUGACCAAAGAUCUGCAACUCUUGUCCCAGAUAUCCAGGAACAGCGAGGACAGCUACUUCACCAACUUCAUGGUCAGCUUGCUCCAGCUCUUCUCCACGGAUCGGAGACUAUUGGAGACUAGGGGAAACCUCAUAAUCCGGCAGCUGUGUGUCAGCUUGAGUGCAGAGCGCAUUUAUCGCACCCUAGCCGACUGCAUAGAGAAGGAGGAAGAUGUCGAAUUCGCUAGUAUCAUGGUACAGAACCUCAACAACAACCUCAUCACGGCUCCUGAGCUCUCCGAAUUACGGAAGAGAUUGCGGAACCUCGAGUCAAAAGAUGGGCAGACCUUCUUUGUCGCCCUAUUCAGAUCAUGGUGUUACAACGCCGUGGCGACGUUCUCGCUCUGCUUACUUGCGCAAGCUUACGAACAGGCGUACAACUUGCUUCAGAUAUUUGCCGAGCUGGAGAUGACGGUUAACAUCCUCAUCCAAAUUGACAAGCUGGUCCAGCUGCUCGAGUCACCUGUCUUCACAUACCUUCGACUUCAAUUACUAGAACCGGAGAAAUACCCCCAUCUUUACAAAUGUCUCUACGGACUUCUGAUGCUCUUGCCACAAUCAUCCGCAUUCGCGGCGCUCAAGAAUAGGUUGAACAGCGUCAGCUCUAUAGGAUACUUACACAUCGCACCAAGACCUAAUGCCGCGACACCGAGUUCAGCGUCGUUCGACAGACCCAACCGACUCAAGGGUCGAGAAGAAGGCAUCAUUCGCUGGGGUGAACUGCUUGAGAAGUUCCGCAGCGUUCAGGAGCGCGCGAGGCGAGCGCAGAGGUUGGGGGGCGAUCGAGACGAUCAGCCAACUCUGGGAGUGGGGGAUCUGCGUAUCCUGGACGCGGCCGAAAUGGCUCCUCCCAAGACAGUUGUUGGCCGCCCCGGGGCUGGGCCGCCCGUUCCUGUAAAGGACAGCCCUGUGCCGACGCCGCCAGCUGCUAAGCCCAGGUCGGGUCUCGGUAGGCAAUUUGGGAGGUUGGGGGCCUCAGUGUCGGGAAGGGGAAAGAGAGGGCCAUAG